Messenger RNA from Liolophura sinensis, 677 nucleotides. RefSeq lists its product as uncharacterized. The transcript is spliced from 7 exons. Bases 1 to 477 code for a protein of 158 amino acids. The record is from RefSeq and is a predicted model, not a curated record. NCBI's taxonomy places the organism in Eukaryota, Metazoa, Mollusca, Polyplacophora, Chitonida, Chitonidae.
AUGAGUUGUGAAAGUCCCUCUGUUUUCACAGAUUUUCACAUCAACCAGUCAGAGAAGAUCUCAUCAAGUCUGCAGGAAUGGCCUCCCCACGUCUAUUGGAGAAGAUCCAAGUAUUGGCUACAACAUCUGCCACCAGUCAUCAGAGAAGAUCUGAUAAAGUCCCGCCAUUCAGUGGAUUUCACAUCAGCCAGCCCAUGUCUGAGCAGAUGUGAACAAGCACACCCCCACCCCACCCACCACCACCACAACUACUGGAUUUCACAUCAACCAGUCCAGUUGAGAGAAGAUCUCAUCAAGUCUGAUAACAUUCCCAACCUGCCAACUACUGGAAUUAACAGUUCAGAAGACAGCCAUUAUGAGCUGGCCGUAACCAGUAGCAGAGAACAUCUGUCCAGUCCUGGAGUCAACCAAGAACCAACUCAAGCUGGCAGAAACUCAUGUGACGCUUGCUGCAAACUGGAACUGAAAUUGUGUUAAUUGUAAACCUGCUCCACAGUCUUAUUACCAUUUUAUAUUAAGCAACAAUGAACUUAAAUGUUAAAGUGUAAACCAUGCCUGAUUUUCAGGCAUAACUUGCAGUUCUUAUUCUGUUCUGGUAUGUAUAUAUUUUAAAGGCACAGACAUCUGAACAAUUUGUAUGCCUAGUGCACAUAAAUGGAAUAAAGUCCAGCAGUUCA